Polyodon spathula (Mississippi paddlefish) is the source of this 5066-nucleotide messenger RNA. RefSeq names its product tenomodulin (gene tnmd). NCBI's taxonomy places the organism in Eukaryota, Metazoa, Chordata, Actinopteri, Acipenseriformes, Polyodontidae. Bases 42 to 986 code for a protein of 314 amino acids. The transcript is spliced from 7 exons. Gene Ontology annotation, biological process: negative regulation of angiogenesis; negative regulation of endothelial cell proliferation. The record is from RefSeq and is a predicted model, not a curated record.
GUGAGCAAGUGCCUGUCAGAGCAGCCAGCCCAGCACUCAGCAUGGACACUAACUGUCAAUCCAACAGCCAGCAGACUCUCUGGAAAGAUGUUGAAACUGCAAAGGAAAAGCAGAGUAACUACCGCAGGUUCCAGCUGGGGGCGCUGAUCGGGGCUCUUGUGAUUCUUUCCCUGGUUCUCAGUAUAUUCAGUGUGAGGCACUUCUGGACCCAAAGCACUGGCAAGGUGUAUGACCUGCAGUACAAGGUGCUGAUCGAUGGAGAAGAGAGAGACAGUUUAAUGGAGAUCGACUCUGCGAACAGGAUUGAGGUGUUCCGCACUGGGAAUGGCAGUGAAGAGGUUCUGGAGAUUCACGACUUCAAGAAUGGAAUAACUGGAAUCCGCUUUGCCAAACAUCAGAAAUGUUACAUCAGGACCCAAACCAAAGAACUUCCCAACGUCACAGAACUGGAGAGUGGAGAUGCUGUGGGGCUGGAUGAGGAUAUCACAGCAAUCGAGUUUGAAGACUCUCAAGUGUGGGUGCCAGCUGAGGAAGCUAUUGAGAACCGUGCCUUCCUGCUGGACUCGAAAAUCUUUGAAGCCUGUGAAACCCUGCCUAUUCACUGGAUCCACCCAUCAUCCCUCAAAGCUUUAAUUUCAGAUGCAGAGUUCCACGACAUUGAAGAUGUAGAGUUAUCCAAGGAUGAUGAGGCUCGUGAGGACUCUGCCCUACUCGCCAAACCGAAUGGAAACCGCAAGGCCAGAGACAUUGCAGACCACCUCCCUGUCAACGACUAUAGGGAGAAUGAAGUGGAGCUGGACAGCAGACUGGACGAAAGGGGGAUCUGCUGCCAGUACUGUCGCCGUGGUUACCGCUUCUGCCAGCGCUACUAUGAACCUCUUCAUGGUUACAUGCCAUACCCUUACUACUACCAGGGGGGCAGAGUGAUCUGCCGAAUCGUCAUGCCGUGCAACUGGUGGAUAGCCCGGAUGCUCGGGAGAGUGUAGAAGCUAACCAGUGUUUACUGGCUUACGUGCCAUACUGUACUGCACCUGUAAGGACCUGUGGCAUUGUUUUACUGAUUUUCUUUUAAUUUCUUUUUAAUCUUUUAGUGGGCAACUUUUUUUGUUUUUGAAACGCCAUCUAAUGUUUAUUAAAUUCAUGAUAAUUUUUCACUUAUUCCAUGCUAUUUUAAUGCCUUUUCAGUUUAUGGGUUUUUCAGCUUGAUACAAAUGUACUCUGUUUUGUAACAUUACAUAUUUUAACAUAACCUAAUGACCUUAAUGAACCUUAAUGAAAUAAAUCUCACUCCCAUAGAAUAAGCACGGGAAACUUUAGUGUGGGCUAUUAAAAUAGCUUGUAAAUAACAUUUUAGUAUACAUAACUUCAUAACACAGGUACAUUAAGUGCACUUAUUUACACAGUGCUUACCAUUAACUAAUAUUGACUUCAUGCACUACAAUUCUGUAAUUGUGAGGAUGGAACCCCUCCUCAAAUUCCACUCUUAUCAUUGAGAGGUAGGACUGGAACAGCUUCAGUACAGCUGCAGGACCAGUAGUUUAGGAUUCUUAUACGUUGAGCUGUCUUCUCCUUAGAGAACCGUGAACCUUAACUAAAGUCCACAACACUGCUUUUCAAUUUACCCACUGGUACAUGAAAUUGCAGCUUUUAUUUUUUUACAAUAAAUGAGAAUUUUUUUUUUUUUUUUUUAAAUAUAUAUUAGCCUUAAAUUACUGUUCUGUAGAUAUGCAUGCAUGCCUAUUGUUACAAUACAAUGUGCUUAAUCUUGUGUAGACUGGGGAAUUACCACUGCUUGAUUGCAUUUAGACUUAUUCUAUCAAGUAUGUUGUUGUACCCCUGCCUCCUGCUCUACCAGUAAUGCUGUGGAAUAGAAGCCCUGCAGCAGAUAAAAUAACUUUAACAAAUCUGCUAGUCUACAGAGAUGUGACAUUUUUUAGAGGAUGUGCUGCUUCAUUUCUUGCUUGUCAGCCAGAGGGUCCAAGGUUCAAGUCUCCUCUCCACAUUAUGAGUGGUAACUGGGAUCGAAGGCAUUCAUUUCUACAAUGUACAUUAUACAGAAAACCACAGUAGUCCUUUCAGGUCAGAGGUCCACAUUCGUGUUAUGUUUUGAGAUAGGGUGUUGGUUUUAAGAUGGACAAUCUGGGUCAAUUCAGCUGAUCAAAACGGUGGCGGAUGAAAGGCUAUCACCAUUUAAAUCGUCAUGCACCAAGAAUAUGUGAACCAAAAUCUCAUUUCAUUGUGAGAAUAGAACUUUCCCCAGCAAACUGCCUGUGACAAAGCUUUUGAAACUGUUGCUGAAGCACGACUCGAUGAACCUCAGUCUAUUAAACACAAGUUGAGAUGUCUGGUAUAAAACAAUACUCUUAUAUAAACCCAAGUUAUAAUAUUUAUUUUCUAAAUAUGUGAUGUGAAAACAUAUGCAUGCUUUAAUAAAGUACAGGUUUAAAAGCAGCAUGUUGAAUUUUCUUUUCCAUAUUAAAUGUUAACAAAUACCAUUUUCGCUUCACCCAGACUGUCUGCAGCAGUGCCCUUGGUUGAACUCUACAGCUUUUUCUCCAAGUGCUGUUGAUGGAUUGUGGCACUUGUGUUAUAUAAGUUAGAAGAGAAUAUAUGUAUGCAAAAAUACCAGAGGCAGCAGGCAGUGCUGCUUGAUAUUUCACUACAACGGCAGUUUCGUUUACUGUGGGAAGAGCAAGACAUUAAAAUUCUGACAGCAUUACUGCUACUGCUUAUCCCAUUAUUACAUUAAACAGGGUUUAAAAUUGAGCCUUUUUUGUUAUUACUGGUACAACUGUAGAUUGUAAGGUCACAGCGGAGGGUAAUGGACAUUUGCAGCCAAGUUUAACACUCAGGCCACUUCUUAAAUAUUGAGGCAUCCUUGAAUGGAAAAGUGCAUGACUAUCUGGAAUUUGUGGCAUGGGCUCUUAUUUUACUCUCCCCAAAAUAGUCCUGCAAUGGAAUGUGUUACCCUUAUUGUCAGUCACAAAUGCACCACCUAUUUUAAUUCCCCCCACCCCACCAGCCAGUCAUUCUGCCUAUAUUCAUCCUUCUCUUCUUGCUGAAGGAUGCUUGUGGUAAAAGUUUCACAGUACCCUGGAGGCUUGUCUGUAAAGAAAAGCAAGCUGACCAAAAUUGAAUUCACAAGUUGGACUCAUAAUAGCAGAAUACCCACUAGGAAUGAUAAUGGCUGGAAACAUGCAGUCUGCAAUCCAGUGAUAGCCACUCCAAAAAAAAUUUAAAAAUACCAUAAAAAAUGCAUGCUGUUUGAGAAUGGCUGUGGAAUACCUCAGCUGUUGUUUUUUUAGACUGUUUAGACUUUAAAAAAAAAAAAACCUGGUGAAGUUACAAACGCAUUACGCAUCCAAAACACGUCUUAGCAGAGCUUCAGGAUUGGCUCAAUGUGCCAUUGCACAUGGUGGCAAUCGUUAGCCCCACUCAAGCAUGAUGUUCCACUAUGUGUUUGUUUCAUAUUUUAAACGUUUUCCUUCACUCUCUGACUCGCUGGCUGGCACACAGAUACACUGGACAGUAUCACAGUUCAGAUUCAGUGAAGCAUCCCCAUGCUUUAAAAAAAUAAAAUAAAGAAAGAAAAAAAAUCGAUAUUGUGCGAGACAGAAGAAGAAUGAGCCUGGUGCUACCUGACCUUAGCCCCGACACAGCUGAAGGGAAGAACCUCACAGCAGGGCUAGCACUGCAUACACUGCUUUACAUCAUUUCAAAAGUUGAAAAAAAAACACAAAAGGAAAGGUUUUAGGUGCAUUUUCCGUAUGUUUGUUACUUCUUGAAUCUACCUUUUUUAUAUCUACAGAUAGUAGAGUCCAUUUCAUUGGAAUUCCAAAUGUAAAGGAUUACUUGGUCUAAUACCAGCAAGUGUAUUUCUUAAAUCCUAACAGCAGACUGCUCCUGCUCUUACACUUAGGAGAAAAUGAUGGUAACAAGAAGAAGCUAUUUGUACAACUAAGUCUUUUCUCUUGUUAGUAACCCAAGGGCACCAUUCUCAUUGCUUAUUGAAUGACCGCAGUGUCUGCUGAAAUAAUCCUUGGUGUUAUGAUUUGGGAAAUGUGUUCAUCUGUCUUAAAAAUGUAAAUCUUUUCACCAUCUGCAAGCUUAAGGAUAACCAGUUGCUAACACCCAAAAAUAUAACUGCUUACUUUCCUUGUCUGAGAUGCACCAACUCUUUUUCUGUCUUCGAUUCCAGCUUCAGCAAAUGUACAUUAGCAGCAAGAAUGCGUUUGACAGACUAUGUAAAGGCAAGGGAUUUGUGAGGUUAAGGAAGUUAAAAAAAAAAAAAAAAGUUUCCAUUUAGAAGGCGGCAGAAAAAAAUCAUUCCAAAUCAGAAUUCACAUUUGCAAGGAUAGCGUAUGCAGACACUAGGGAAUACAAGGAAAAGGGAAAGAUAAUUGUCUGUGCAAAACAAGCAAGAAAGAAAGAAAAAUAAACCAGCAGCAAGGAUCUCUUUGUAAGUGCAGCAGCUGGUCACCGAGGCAUGCACAAGGUAAACUUAUAGUGGCAGCCAGGCAAAGGAAUGCCGGUUUGAGUGAGUGUUCAAUUAAAAACUAUUUUAGUUCAUCUACCUGUUCAAGACAUUCCUCCACAGGUCAGUAAUGCAAAUGGAUUUGUAGUUGCCCUCUUUUCACAGUGCAGUGUUAUCGCUUUCAGGUUUGUGAAAAUCUUCAAUAAUGGAUUACCUAAAUGGAGUGUGAAGCUGAGUACUGGUGAAACUCCACAUGAGGCAUCACACUGCAGCCUUCCACUUUUUAUGGACACUAGCUAAAAAAGCUCUAUGUCAUUUUACAUCUGCAAACUAUCAGAGUUAUAUAUCUAUACAACUGUGAUACUGUCACUUCCAGGGGAAUCUGAUAACAAUGUAGUUAAUAUCUGCAAUUUAGACAGUCUAGGGCAGUGUAGGGUGUCUUUUAUUGUAUUAGAUGGCACUCUUAGUUUGGGUAAGAGGACUGUUAAAUCAAGCUUUAGUGCAUAAUUUUGUCUCUUACAAUAAGAAAACACUUGACACACUACAAACUUACUAUAAAUGACAGAAAAGGAUCUUGCACUCUGUAACUAUU